ACCGACUCGACUCCUCCCGCUGCCGACGAUCGCUCAGCCAGGCCCUCCGCCGCGAUCCCGCAGACUGUCUGCUACUUCGACCUACCUCGUGACCGGUUUCCGCCUUCGCACAUGCGACCGAUCGGCAUCGGUGUGCAGGGUGCAGUAUGCAGUGUGACCGACAUGAAAACGGGCCGCCGGUUGGCGGUGAAGAAACUUUCGCAACCAUUCCAGAACGAAACGGUCGCCAAGCGGGCGUACCGCGAGCUGAAGCUGAUGCGCCUGAUCAAUCACCCCAACAUCAUUAAGCUGCUGUACGCUUAUACACCGCAGAAGACGCUGGACACGUUCCGUGACGUGUACAUCUUCAGCGAGCUGAUGGACGACAGUUUGCGGAGCGUGAUCGGUAAGCAGCAGCUUGAUCACGAGCGGAUCUCGUUCCUCGUGUACCAGAUGCUGUGCGGCAUCCGGUACCUGCACGCGGUCGGCAUCAUCCACCGGGAUCUGAAGCCGUCGAACAUGGUCGUGUCGUGCAACUGCGACCUGAAGAUACUGGACUUUGGGUUGGCACGGAGCGUCGAGUCGACCUUCACGAUGACCCAGUACGUGGUGACGCGCCACUACCGGGCGCCGGAGAUUAUCCUGCAGAUGGAGUACGACACCCGGGUGGACAUCUGGUCGAUCGGGUGCAUCGCCGCCGAACUGAUUACCGGCCAGGUGCUGUUUCCCGGCACCGAUCACAUCGACCAGUGGAUGUGCAUCGUGCAGAAGCUCGGGACGCCGCGGCCCGAGUUCAUCGAGCGCACCACACCCGGCACGCAGCGGUACAUCCGCAACCAGCCGCCGGUGCCGGCACUCCCAUUCGAGGACAUCUUCCCGGACAGUGUGUUCGAUGGCACGGCGCCCAGCAGCCAUCCGCAGCUGACGAACGCGAUGGCGCGCGAUUUCCUCCGCCAAAUGUUGGCCUUCGAUCCGCAGCAACGGCUGUCCGUCGACGAUGCGCUCCAGCAUCCGUACAUCAACGUAUGGCACUACGAGCCCGAUUUUCACCGGCCCCACCCGGUCAUCCCGUACGAUCAUUCCAUCGACGCGCAGCACCUGACGGUGCGGCAGUGGAAAGAGUUACUGUUUCGCGAGAUCGCGGACAUCCAAAGAAGCAUGACGCUGGACGAUCCGGGAGCUGCCGGUUCCUCCGAAACACGCUGACGCUGGCCCGCGCCAUUCGCCAUGUGCCAUUCUGGGGUAGGCACGGGAACCGCACACACACCGUGUACCGCUUUCCUUCUGAGGCUGUUAUUUGUAAAGAGAUUCUAAGUUAGC
This is a messenger RNA of Anopheles cruzii, 1299 nucleotides long. Its product is annotated as stress-activated protein kinase jnk-1-like. The transcript has 3 exons. The record is from RefSeq and is a predicted model, not a curated record. Gene Ontology annotation, biological process: JNK cascade; protein phosphorylation. NCBI's taxonomy places the organism in Eukaryota, Metazoa, Arthropoda, Insecta, Diptera, Culicidae. Gene Ontology annotation, cellular component: cytoplasm; nucleus. Gene Ontology annotation, molecular function: JUN kinase activity; ATP binding. Bases 112 to 1185 code for a protein of 357 amino acids.